Molecule: messenger RNA, 1842 nt
Organism: Paraglomus occultum
Lineage: Eukaryota; Fungi; Glomeromycota; Glomeromycetes; Paraglomerales; Paraglomeraceae
Source: the annotation of a GenBank genome assembly
AUGGGUCAGAUAAUACCUUCCGCUGUAAAAGAUAAAGUGAACGGAAGCAAUGCUAAUAGAGUCUCAACAGUUAAAUGUCAUGUAAAGCAGCAUCGUUAUCCACAACCAAAUGCACACGUCAGAACUUUGUUACAGAAUCUUAAACACAUUGAGCAAUAUUCUUUACGAACAACAUUCGAUAACAUUGCCGACGAUAACGAUGGAGUAAUAAAAGAAGAUGCUUUCGUGAACUAUCUCGGCCUCCCAGAUAAGAUAGGCAUAGGCCCUCUUCUGUAUAAAUCAUUCAAAUAUUUAGCUACAUAUCCCGAUCUCCGACACGACGAUGAAUCCUCUCUUACAUUCGAUGGCCUAACAAUAGCAAUCGCUAUCUAUUGUGACAAAGCAACGAAAAAAAUUCAAGAAGACAAACUAAAGCUACUCUUCGAUUCAUUCGCAACAAUACCGGAACCAUUAGUAUCCAAUGAGACUGUCAAAGAUCCUUCAUCUCAUUCGACGCUAAUAUCUGAUAUGAGUGACCUCUCUUCACUAAAACUCAAAUUCGAUGAUGCCGAAAUUUUGAAAAUACUUGGUAUUGAACAAGAAGGAGAAAGCGCUGCAGGGAUCGACAGCGUCUCCAGGAUAUACUGCAAGGAUAUGUUAAGUAUUCUCACAGGGCUUACAUGGAUUAUGUCCACUCAAACGAUACUGGCAUUGGACGAGAAUACAGACACUAGAACGAACUUAUUCAACCACUUGUCUCCCGAGAAUAUUGCUCAUAUAUAUGAUCAGAUCUCACUGAUUGUGCAACAAAUGGAAAGAUAUGAUUCGCGUCAACGAUCACUGUCAAACAUCGAUCUUUCCAAUCAAGUGAUAACAUGGCCAACAUUCAAGAAAUUUGUUCAUCGCAAUGUACCCAAUAUAUUCAAUGGCUUUCGAGCAUUUUUCACUUCUCAAUUUCUUAUUGGGCAGACGCUUUCUCAACCACGAUCAGACUCGCCAUUCGUCGGCCCAAAUUCCUCGUAUUGGGCUACUCUGGACAAGCCAUCUGACAUACUGUCGGACCCGACGAAAAUGGCGAUACUAUCGUGGAUGUUGCCCGGGAAAUCAGUUACGCGACGUCAGUGGCAGAAGUUGUAUUCGGGCAGAGAACACGGAUUUAGUAUGAACAGAUUCGAGACGCGUGUAUUUAAGUAUCCAGGACCGACAUUAAUUCUGAUAAAUGCUGAGGUAUUGUCUUCAAAAUCACUUACUCAACAGAAUGGUAACGGUGAAUACUGUUCAUCAAAAGAGAACGUCUCCAUGUCGCAUCCACAGACCCUGAUUUUAGGGGCAUAUAUUGCUGAGCCAUGGAAAUCAACUAGUUCUUUAACAAAGUGCUUUGGGUCAGAGGACUGCUUUUUAUUUGAACUCUAUCCAACCUUUGAGGUAUUUCCUUCCUCAAAGCGGAAUACUAAUUAUGUGUAUUAUAACUCAUCCAUUGGACUCGGCUUUGGAGGUUUACCGACUUCCGGAAAGACAUCUAACAAGCUAGAAAAUCAAGAGUGCAAUUCGUUCUUUUUGCAAUUGGAUUAUAGCCUUCAAUUUGGUCGAUAUCGUAAUGAUCCGCUUAGAGAGAUAGCUCCCACAUACAUGCUCUCCGAAACUAGGAAUCAUUUUGAUACACCAUUUGAAGUGAUAGAGAUUGAGGUAUUUGGACUGGGUGGAGACAUGGCUAAGCAGAAGCAGGAGAGCGAGUGGUUAUGGGAAGAGAAAGAUGUUAAAAAGAGAAGGUCUCUAAAGAGCAACUCAGGAAAGGUUGAUAACGAAUUGUUGAAGAUGGCGGGUGUCAUUAAUGAAGAUCUUCGGAGAGAAGUAAGACUGUGA